This is a messenger RNA of Suncus etruscus (white-toothed pygmy shrew), 1254 nucleotides long. RefSeq names its product G protein-coupled receptor 84 (gene GPR84). Gene Ontology annotation, molecular function: urotensin II receptor activity. Gene Ontology annotation, biological process: neuropeptide signaling pathway. The record is from RefSeq and is a predicted model, not a curated record. NCBI's taxonomy places the organism in Eukaryota, Metazoa, Chordata, Mammalia, Eulipotyphla, Soricidae. Gene Ontology annotation, cellular component: membrane. Bases 1 to 1254 code for a protein of 417 amino acids. The transcript has 2 exons.
AUGCCGAACAUCUCUGAUGUCAACUUCUCCUGCUACCAUGAGUCUGUGCUGGGCUAUCGCUACGUGGCAGUUACCUGGGGGAUAGUGGUGACAGUAACGGGCACUAUUGGCAAUGUGCUCACCCUGAUGGCCUUGGCCAUCCAGCCCAAGCUCCGGUCCCGCUUCAACCUACUCAUAGCCAACCUCACGUUGGCUGACCUGCUCUACUGCACCCUUCUGCAGCCCUUCUCGGUGGACACCUACCUGCACCUGCACUGGCGCACCGGGAUCACCUUCUGCAGGAUCUUCGGCUUCCUCCUCUUUACGGCCAAUUCUGUCUCGGUCCUCACCCUCUGCCUCAUUGCCGUGGGACGCUACCUUCUCAUCGCACACCCAAAACUCUUCCCCCGAGUCUUCAGCGCCAAGGGAAUAGUGCUGGCCUUAGUGGGCACAUGGGUGGUGGGCAUAGCCAGCUUUGCCCCCCUCUGGUCUGUCUAUGUCGUGGUGCCUGUAGUUUGCACCUGCAGCUUUGACCGCAUCCGAAGCCGGCCCUACAGCACCAUCCUCCUGGGCAUCUACUUUGUGCUUGGCCUCAGCAGCGUGGGCGUCUUCUACUGCCUCAUCCAUCAUCAAGUGAAACGAGCGGCCCGAGCUCUGGACCAAUACAAGCUGCGCCAGGCCAGCACUCACUCCCACCAUGUGGCUGGAACAGAUGAGGCCAUGCCUGGUCAUUUCCAGGAACUGGACAGUGGGGUGGUAUCAGGAGGUCCCAGCGAAGGGACUUCAUCCGAGCCACCCAGUACUGUCACCACCCAGACACGGGAAGGGAACUCAGCAGAAGUGGAAAAACAGUGUCACAGCAAGGGAGCUAAGCAGAUCACCGCAGAGAAAUUCCCUCCAGAAGCAACCCCCAAAGCCAAGUCAAAGAAAGGAGCCCAAAGAGCACCGGACUCGCCUUCAGAUUUCAGGAAGGUGACCCGGAUGUGUUUUGCUGUGUUCCUCUGCUUUGCUCUGAGCUACAUACCUUUCUUGCUGAUCAACAUCCUGGAUGCCAUGGUACGGGCUCCCAGGGUUGCCCACAUGCUUGCUGCCAACUUUACCUGGCUUAAUAGUUGCAUCAAUCCAGUGCUUUAUGCAGCAAUGAACCGUCAGUUCCGUCAAGCCUAUGUCUCUGUCCUUAAAAGAGGGCCCCAGAGUUUUCCGUCGACUUCGGUAGAAUUGGGGUACCAGACACCAGAGUCCAGCAUGGUUUCCUUCAGCACAAAAGUGUUCUAG